Nicotiana tabacum (common tobacco) is the source of this 4429-nucleotide messenger RNA. The record is from RefSeq and is a predicted model, not a curated record. NCBI's taxonomy places the organism in Eukaryota, Viridiplantae, Streptophyta, Magnoliopsida, Solanales, Solanaceae.
GGGGUGACUCGAACUCACAACCUCUUGGUUGGAAGUGAAGGUUGCUUACCAUCAGAGCAACCCCUCUUGUAAAAAAUUUGCAAUUAGUAUUCCACAUUACAUGGCCCGCGAAAUGAUACAACCAUUGACAGGCAUGUCCAUAGCGCUCGUCAAAGAAAUGUCUUUUGAAUAAUUCUGGAGAAAAUCUCCUACUAUUUCCACAACUUUAAGCUUUGCCACAAUUGAAACGCCAAACACCCUUUUAAUUUGGUAUAUACUUCCAAAGAUAUAUAGUGAAACAUUGACCCAUUGACUUCAAGUCUUUCUAAUUCUACCCGUAUUUUACAAGCUGAGAAAUUAAUGCCAUUGCCUCGCACGACUUGUAAUGAUUCACUACAAUAUAAAUUAAAGCUCUACCUUGCACAAGUCCAUCAAUAACCAAAACAAACAACUGAAUUUCAUCCUUUAGCCAUAAUGAUGGUUCCCAGAAUAUUUUCUUUACUUCAGUUUUUCACUCUCUUAUAUUUGUUGGCAGUUUCUUUUGCUUCUACUGAGGAAGCAACUGCUCUCCUAAAAUGGAAAGCGACUCUCCAAAACCAGAAUAAUUCCUUAUUGGCUUCAUGGACACUAAGUGCCAAGAAUUCUUCUAGCAUUGGUGGGGUAAGUUCUGAUGCAUGCAGGGAUUGGUAUGGAGUUAUAUGUGUUAAUGGUAGGGUAAACAGGUUGAAUAUUACAAAUGCUAGUAUUAUUGGUACACUGUAUGAUUUUCCAUUCUCAUCUCUCCCUUCUGUUGAAUAUGUUGAUCUUAGCAUGAACCAACUCUCUGGCACCAUCCCUCCUGAAAUAGGUAAACUGACUAAUCUAGUUUAUCUUGAAUUGUCGAUCAACCAGAUUUCAGGCACAAUCCCACCACAAAUCGGGUCACUAAGAAAGCUUAAGACCCUCCAUAUCUUUGACAACCAAUUAAAUGGUUCCAUUCCUGCAGAAAUAGGGAAGAUGGAGUCGCUUGAGGAUUUAGGCUUACAGAAAAACAAUCUUUCUGGUCCGAUUCCAAAAACUAUUGGUGACUUAAGUGAGCUCAAUAUUCUGUACCUUUAUUCUAACCAACUUUCUGGUCCUAUUCCUACAGAGUUGGGGAAUCUGAAAAACCUUACUGAUCUAUAUUUAUCUAAAAAUCAGCUUACUGGUUCAAUUCCAACUACUCUAGGUGACAUAACCGAGCUCAAGACUCUGUACCUUUAUUCUAACCAACUUUCUGGUCCCAUUCCUACAAAGUUGGGGAAUCUGAAAAAACUUAUAGAUCUAGAAUUAUCUCAUAAUCAACUUACUGGUCCGAUUCCAAAAAUUAUUGGUGACUUAAGUGAGCUCAAAAUUAUGUACCUUUUUUCUAACAAACUUUCUGGUCUCAUUCACAAAGUUGGGAAUAUGAAAAACCUUAUAGAUCUAGAAUUAUCUCAUAAUCAGCUUACUGGUCCGAUUCCAAAAACUAUUGGUAACUUAAGUGAGCUCAAAAUUCUGUACCUUUUUUCUAACCAACUUUCUGGUCCCAUUCCUACAGAGUUGGGAAAUCUGAAAAACCUCACAGAUCUAAAGUUAUCUAUGAAUCACCUUACUGGUUCAAUUCCAACUACUCUAGGUGACAUAACUGAGCUCAAGACUCUGUACCUUCAUUCUAACCAACUUUCUGGUCCCAUUCCUACAGAGCUAGGGAAUCUGAAAAACCUCAUAAGUCUAGAUUUAUCUCAUAAUCAGCUUACUGGUUCAAUUCAUACUUCCUUUGGGAAUUUAAGAAACUUGCAAAAACUGUUUCUCAGUUUCAACAAACUUUCUGGUUCCAUUCCAAAAGAACUUGCAUAUUUGGAUAACUUGGUUAGGCUUUCAAUGAGUGAAAAUCAGUUUUCAGGCCACUUGCCAGAGCAUUUUUGCCAAGGUGGAAAACUUGUGAACUUCACUGUGGGUAGUAACAAGCUGACAGGUCUAAUUCCAAGAAGCUUGAGCAAGUGCUCGAGUUUCAAAAGAGUUCGUUUUAAUAACAACAAUUUCACAGGAAAUUUAUCGGAAGCUUUUGGUAUCUAUCCCGAGCUUCAGUUCAUUGAUUUGAGCGACAACGAUUUUUAUGGUGAACUCAGCAACAACUGGGGAAAAUGCAAGAAUUUGACAAAUUUGCAGAUAGCCAGAAAUAACAUUAGUGGUAGCAUACCACCAGAGAUUGGAAACGUCAAAGGGAUUCUAGGACUUGAUCUUUCAUCUAAUCAUUUGGUUGGGCAGAUUCCAAAAGAAUUUGGAAAAUUAACCUCUCUAGUUAAUCUUUUUAUGCAAAACAAUCACAUUUCUGGCAAUAUUCCGAGUGAACUUGGGUCACUGACAAAGUUAGAGUCCCUUGAUCUGUCAGACAAUAGAUUGAACGGGUCAAUCCCAACAUUUAUAGGAGAUUACAUGAACAUGUUUCUCUUGAACCUGAGCAACAACAAGUUUGGCCAAAAAAUUCCAAAGGAGAUAGGGAGGAUAACUCACCUAAGUGUACUUGAUUUGAGCCAUAACCUUCUAGAUGGAGAAAUACCCUCUCAGUUAGCCAGUUUGCUGGACUUGGAAAAGUUGAAUCUUUCUCACAAUGGCCUCUCUGGCCGCAUUCCUGAAGAAUUUGAAAGUAUGACUGGUUUGCGGGAUGUUGUCUUGUCAUACAAUGAGUUGGAAGGUCCAAUACCAAAUAAUAAAGCUUUUAUGAAUGCUUCAUUAGAAGGUAAUAAAGGUUUUUGCGGCAAUAUAACAGGAUUUCAGCCUUGCGAAAGGCCAUCUUCGAUGCUGAAGAAGCACUCAAGAAGUAAACUCAUCCUCGCCACUGUACUUCCUGUUAUGGGAGCACUUGUAUUUAUCUGUGCUUUUACUGGUGUUCUUAUGUGUGAUAAAAGAAGGAAAGUUAAAGAUGUUGAAAGGCGGGAUGAUGGUUUGAUUUCGAUAUCCUUGUUAGAUGGAAAGACAUUGUACACGGAUAUCUUAAAUGCCACAGAGGAGUUUGAUGCAACAUUUUGCAUCGGGCAAGGAGGGCAGGGAAGCGUUUACAAGGUAAACCUUCCAUCAUUAGGGAGUAUAGCUGUGAAGAGAUUUAAUUCUUCAUUUGCGAAUACGCAUUGCAAAAGCUUCACGAAUGAGGUCAAUGCAUUGAUUGGGAUUAAGCAUCGGAACAUUGUGAAACUCUAUGGCUUUUGCUCGGAUGCACAACACUCGUUCUUGGUUUAUGAAUAUGUGGAAAGGGGGAGUCUUUUUGGUAUCUUGAGCAAUGAAAUUGAGUCCAAGAAUUUGGAUUGGCUUAAGAGGGUGAAUAUCCUCAAAGGUGUUGCUUUUGCUUUAUCUUACCUGCACCAGGAUUGUUCACCACCGAUUGUUCAUCGAGACAUAUCAAGCAGUAAUAUUUUGCUUGACUCUGAGUAUGAAGCUCGUGUUUCCGAUUUUGGAAUAGCUAAGCUUCUCAAGCCAGACUCGUCCAAUUGCACAACGCUCGCAGGCACAUAUGGCUAUGUUGCACCUGAGCUUGCAUAUACAAUGAAGGUUACAGAAAUGUGUGAUGUCUAUAGCUUUGGAGUAUUAGCAUUGGAGAUAAUCAAAGGAAAUCAUCUUGGGGAAUACAUUACUCUGCUAGCAAAUUCAUCGACUAGAGAUCAUGUGCAGCUUAGCGAUUUGUUGGAUGAACGCCUUCCAUAUCCUGAUGAUAGAGUAAAAGAGGUUUUGGUUUUUAUCAUCAAUCUAGCAAGCUGUUGUUUGGUUGAAACUCCAAAAUCGAGGCCAACAAUGCACUUCAUCUCUCAUAAGUUAUCAUCAAUGGAUUCACGCCCACGUACUCAUCAUAGAUAAAACCCCCAUGUAAGGCGAGCUAUAUAAUCCCUGAUAUGUAAGGUGUAUUUUUAUUGAAAUGAAUAAGCUUUAACACAAAGUGGUUGUGAAGUAAGUAAUUUAAUGAGACGGUCCACGAAAAGAUUAUUACUGGGACUAGUAUUCUAGUAUUGUUAGGAUGCUUAUCUGGUCUGUAUUAGAGUGUAUACAAUAUAAUGUAGUAUAAGGUUAUUAUUUAAUUUCUUGUACCAAAAACUAAUAAAAACAAGUUUCAUGUUUGCUAAGUACUGAUGUUAUAGUAGGAUUACUUUGCAUAAAUUUUAUUGCUCAUCAAAAUCUCUAACCGUGAAUGCUUCUAAAAUAUGAUCACACUGCAAUGUAUCAAAAUACUCUAUAUUUUAAAGAUGAAAGUAGAGAUGACUAUGUAUCAAAAUAACAUCUCAUUAAACACGUAUGGUUAUCUGCCUCUUUUUAAACAGAUAUUGUAGUUGUAAAAUACUGGAAUUAUUUCACUGGAGUUAAUAGAGAAACAAAUUUCUUUGACUUUUCUGCUUCUUUCGCCUUGAGUUGAUGUCGAGAAUUCAAGUUGCUGCACCAUUUUGUUCUUUUUCAUCGGUUUUAC